Rubroshorea leprosula is the source of this 1251-nucleotide messenger RNA. Lineage: Eukaryota; Viridiplantae; Streptophyta; Magnoliopsida; Malvales; Dipterocarpaceae. The record is from the annotation of a GenBank genome assembly.
UACUCUUCUUCUUCUUUCUUCCCGCUGCAGCCACUCGAAAGAAAAAAAAGGGGAACCCAGCCAUGCCUUGGAAAAUUGGUAAGGAAGCUUGGUAUUUUCCCCUUCCUUUCUUGUUCUAGAACCCAUAAAGAACCCAGAAAUUUCCCCUCCCUCUCUGCAGAAACCGGAUUUGCUCUGCUUUGCUCUAUCCGCCGGCUGCUCCUGCUUUGUGGGGGCGAAUUUCUCUGAUUUUGGUCGGCUUCUCUCCCCCUGCACUGCCGUCGGCUUCUCUCCCCCUGCAGCUCCGGUUUCUACAGCUGGAGAAUUAUGGUAUGUGGCAGCUUCUCUAAGUGCAAGUUUAGCCAUUUAAUUGCUGCCCUUUGUGUCUGAAAUUCUGGUUUAAUUAGGGGAGGAAAUUGAUAGUAAUUAGACCAUGAUUUAGCUUGAUUCAAGUGGAAUUUAUAUGAUUGAGUGUUAAUGGACUGCUAUGUGAUUUUUGGAAGAAAAUCCCGUGAGAUUAGUUAGUGUUUUGGCCAAUUUGUGGGAGUGGAGUUACUGUUCAUGUCGGGGUCACUGUUCACCGGUUACUAUUCACACCCCGAGGGCCAACAAUUAACGGGGAUUUAAGUGAUUAGUUUGUGAUAUGAGAACGAAUUUGGAGAUGUCCGAUCAUGUGGAAAAUGAUAGAAAUAGCAUUGUGAUUAGGAAUGAUCCUAAUGAUGAUUUCAGCUUGAAUUUGUGAUAGUAUGGUAUUGAUUCUCGGAUUUUUGAUUAGGUUCCCGAUCGUUCUGUCAGUUAGUACGUGAAUUGAGUGCUCGGUUUUAUGCAAGUGAGGAAGUGAAACUUAGGACGGGGAAACCACGGGAAGUGACAAGUUAGAAAGCUAGCCAUUUCGAGUUUGAUAUAGAUUGUCAAUAGAAAUCAUGAUCUUGUAAGCUAGAGUGUACUUGGAGAUUUUAUGAUAUCAGAGUAAAUUUUAGAGUGUGAUAUGAUAAGUUCCAAGCCUUGUGCAUUUGUGGGACCCGUCUCACGAGUGCACGACGUUUGUCGCAUCCCUGGAUUUGGGUUCUGGGGCAUGACAGAGCUAUUGUGGAAAAGCCACCCCAUGAUUCAAGGACUAUAAACAUGGUUGGACAAUAUCAUCCUUCAUUAUGCUUCAAAACUGUUGGAAGAAAAUUGGUGAAAGCAAUUUCGACUUGGUGCUUUUGAAGGGUGCAUAUAGAAUAAAGCUUUUGUGAUCUCUCUUUUUAUGAAUAACAAGGCAUUACCCUU